Molecule: messenger RNA, 1724 nt
Organism: Wasmannia auropunctata (little fire ant)
Lineage: Eukaryota; Metazoa; Arthropoda; Insecta; Hymenoptera; Formicidae
Exons: 7
Coding region: 1-1521 (506 amino acids)
Biological process (GO): G protein-coupled receptor signaling pathway
Cellular component (GO): membrane
Molecular function (GO): G protein-coupled receptor activity; peptide binding
Source: RefSeq, a predicted model, not a curated record
AUGAGACGAUUCUCUUAUGCUGCAGGUUCAGCGGUAGCGAUGAUCGGCGCUAAUCUGCGAUUCGGCAUCGGCGCUUCCGGGAAUGUCACGUCCAACGCCACUAAGGUGUUCCAGUGUCACCCGGGUGGCGUGACCGAGGCCACCGUCAUAUUUAGCCUCGGUGCAAUGGGGAUGGGGGCGAAUAUCAUCCUCAUGACGUUGAUACUGGCGAAGCGACAGCUGCGCAGGUGGUCCCAGGGAUUGUUAUUCCACCAAGCUAUGGUGGAUUGCGCGAGGGCCGCUAUACUGCUGCCCCUAGGCAACAGUAUAUUGAAUUGUCAGCCUGUUAACAAGUGCUCCCUGGUAGAGACCGCCUUUCUGUUACUGGUCACCGUUUCCACGGUGAACAUGCUAACGACCGUACUAAACGACAGCCCGGUGUUCCCCGAGAGCGACGAGGAGGCGGAUCUGACUGCUCCUUUAUUGAUGGACUCACCUCAGUGCGUGCUGUUUGGCACUUUCAUGAUCUGGUUCGCCAGCAUAACUAUCAAUCUGGGACCCACAUUUCUUAGCGGAGCAUUAGCGGCGAACACGGAGAGCGGCCACAACACGCCCAGCUGCCCGCUUGUACACGGCCCUUUCCGCCACUACAUACUCAAUGCCCUCUGGAUUGUCAUCAACAUUAUUUGCGUAGCGCUCACGCUCUUUCACUUGAGAAAGUUGCACAGAGACCUGACGAAAGCUAAUGUCGAAGCGGUACGAGUAGCUGGUCUUGUUACAACGCUCGUUAAUGUAACGGGAGGACAUCAGGGUGCAACGAAUGCGCUUGCAACUGAGGAUGGUGACACGAGGAACGGUGCGACACCGAAAAGGACGGGCGCCAUCGAGGAGCACCGAAAAAUGCGGAAUUACCUCAGGAGGAUGGAACGCGAGGGUGUGCAGAGGGUGAAAAUGUUCCUGGUCAUAACAGCGGCGUACGUCUUGUUCUGGGGACCAUUGUUUUUCGUUACCCUGGUGCACCACCCCGUCAUAGGGAACCCUACCGGCUACGAGGUGACCCUACACAUCGCGUACGUGCACGCCUUCGUAAACCCAGCCCUGUUCCUCGCCCUGCACCGAGGGCUGCGGCAGGGGAUGUCGGACGUGUGUUGCGGCUGUUGCGAAAGCAUAGCCCGGUGGAUCCUCGGGUCGGCUGCCGCGACCGGUCCAAUGCAGAAUGUACAACUACCCCGAUACGAGCCACCGAUGAACCUCCCCUCGCCGCCGGACCCACCCCUGGCAGCGUCGGCCGUAUCGCCGGGAUGUAAUCUCACUGACGUGGCGCUCCUGAAACCACCCUUGCCACCGACUGCCAAACACUUAUUGAUGGACGACUCCAUCGUGAUACCGCCGGAUCCUUGGAGUCUGACUUCAAGACCAAAGAGCACUUCUAGCCUAUACGAAGAGGAAUUAUCCAGGAGACCGAGCCUCCUCCUACCACCACCGGCGGAACUAAAUGAUCUGCAAAUGAGUCCGACAAGUAGCGACUUGCCCAGCGAAUAAACGACUUUUAGUCAACAUCAACAUCGAACAAAAAGCACAAUGUUAACCGAUUACAAUGUAAAAAAUAAUUGUAAAAAUGAUAAAAACAGUUUCUAAAGACAAAUCCUUCCUAUUAUCCUAAUCCUCUCCUGGAGCAUCCAAUCAGGCGUUCAUAUUAUAUAUAUUACUGAUAAAAUGCCGAAAUCAAAUGAAUCACGCGCUAU